GCGAGUAAAAAGAGAAUGCACUUACACCCGUUAGAGCGCGAACUCGAUUCGCUCGCUCGCAACCCCGGGGUAGGUCGUAGAGGGGCGGCUCGGUGUAAAAAUGGAAAUUCCCUGCUGGUGUCCGCGUCUCGUUGGUCGAGCCUCUCCACGUACACUCGCAUCUUCGUUCGAUGCGCCCCGGUAUAUAUGUAUUACCAUACACCUCUUCCCACGGGCUCUCCCAUAAACCGGCUCACAAGUGGCCGAGACAUUCGCCUCUCGACCGCGACCAUGAGAGCACUCGGCUCGCGACGCCCACAGCUACCAGCUACCAGCUUCCACCUUCCUGCGUCGUUCCUCUUCCUCGCCUUUCUGCUCCUCGCCUUCGUGGCCCGCGGUGGCGAGCCGUUGCCGAGCGCGAGCCGCGACCAGGGGAAGCCGCUCCUCGUCGACGGGGCCCGUUCGAAUUCGUCGGCCGGGGCACAACGGCGGGACUUGGAUCGGGAAACGGGUCGAGGUGAGACGUGGACGCUCGUAGGAGAGGAGCGGAGGAGAGAUGUCGGCGACGGGUCGUCCGACGAUCGGAAGAGGAAGGAGGAGGAGGAGGAGGAGGCCGAGGGCGCGGUGAAGAAGCGGAGGAGGAACGACGUUGGUAAAUCGGCGGAGGAGGGUAAGGAGGAGAGCGAGGGGAUCAGGAGGUUCGACGGCGGCGAGGGAGCUCGGGUGAUCCCGGGUUAUUUUCGGAAAUCGGGGAAGUUGGAGGAGGAGGAGGCGGGGGAGGAGGAGGGAGGGAGCGAGGAGGAGGCCCCUUGCAACGAAAGUUCGGAGGUGGAGGGAAGGGGGUACAGGUCGUUGCUCGAGCCGCGUGUCGGCGGAGCGAAAAAUCGCAAGAGUUCCACCGUUUACCUGAGCGCGGAGGAGAAGAGGAUAUCGGACGGGGAGCAACAGUCGAUCGUGGACGGACAGAUAAAGAGGUUGAUAUCGAUACGGGACGACGCGUUGGACGCGAGGGCCAAGGCGGACGAGAUGGACGAGGCGAAGGUGUUGAAUUUCAAACGGGAGGUCGAGCCGGAGGUUCAGCGCGGAGACAAGGGUAACAACGGACAAAAGUCGGGCAAAGCUCGAGAUCUGCAGGAAAUCAGGCUUCUCACCCCGGACACGUUGGUGUACAACAUUCUGCAGGACGCUUUGGAAACGUAUCAGAGCGAGGAGCCUCGGAUCUCUUACAUCGACAUCAACAACGACACCCUUAAAAAGUUGGUGACCACCGAUCAAUUGUACAUACUCCGGAUGGCCGAGAAAUUUUUGCCUCAAACCCUGCGCCUCGACUACUCGGAGAAGAUGUUCUCCUGCGUGAGAAGAUUCGAGUAUUACAGCUGCGUCAAGUACAUCGCCUGGCCUAUGAUCAAACAAUACUUCCCCGCCCUGCCCCCCUUCCCCGACUUCCACACCUGGUAUCCGAUAAUCGACGUGUACCCCGUCUUCUCCCCGCUGCCCGCUUACCUCGAAGGUGUCCCCGCGGAUCUGGAGUUGCCGGAAGUGGUGGACGCGGACGACUCGAAAACGGGGAAGAAAAACGGGCCCGAGGCGACCAUCAUCCAGAUCCUGCACAACGUUCUCAAGGAUCGUAGGGCGGACCCCCACCCUUCCCCCGCCCCCUCCUUCCUCGACCGAUCGGCCGACAUCUACAUCGCUUUCCUAUUCGACGACCGCUCGGUGACCAUCAACUUGACCGAGCGAUCGAUCCCGAUCUCGUACAGGGCCCGAUUCGCCCAGAACACGAUCAGAUGCGCCAAGGAGUACGAUUACCUGGCGUGCUUCAAAUACUCGGUCUGGCCAAUGGUCAAACGCAUCGCCCCCGACGCGUUCACCCUCCCUUCGGAACAUGUUCAGAGUCCAGUGGUGGCCGAGCUCGUCCCAAAAUUCGUCGUCUAUCUGCCCACCGUCCUCGCGAAAGGCGACGGGCCCGCUUAUCUCCUCCCGUUCAAGGAGGUGGAGGGGGGGCAAAGGGGAGGGACGCGGUUGAGCUCCUCGGACGAGUUGGAGACGAAGAUGCUGGACGCUCUGGCGAAGGUGCGGGACUCGGUCGACGCGGCGAGGGAGAUGUCCACGUUCAUCCUGACGGGGGACGCCGCGACGUACACGAUCUCGUUUACCAGGAGGCAGAUGGAAAUUUUACGGCUGGCCGAGUAUCUGGUCCCGCCCUCGGCCCGCCCGACCCUCGUCCUCGAUGUUUUGUCUUAUCUGCGGGGCAACGCCGACUUCGUCGACUGCGCCAGGCACGUGAUCUGGCCGACGGUCGCCAAACACGUGGCCGAUUUCCCCGACUUCCCUCGAGCGGCGGAGGAAGCGGCGACUAAGGGGACGACGACGACGACGAACGCGCAGAGAUCAGCUGCAGAGGGGAGCGUGGCGAAUUCCGAGGAACGAAGGGUCGGGAUUGGGGGGAAGGAGAAGAAGGCGAGCGCGUUUUUCCAGGACGGGAAAGAGCCGCGGAUCCCGAGUGUCGCGCCGGUGAUCAGCGUGUCCGGGACGAGAUUCGUCCCUAUAUUCACCGAGCUUCCCGAGACGGUAAUUCUCAACAUACUUCGUGCCAUCCAGUUUCAGUCCAUCAAUCCGAACGUACCGAUUUCAUCUCCGCCCUUCUCCUCCGCGGUAAAGAAUCCCCAAUUCUUCGAAUUGCUCACGGAACAACAGGCGAACAUCGUGAACAUCACCAACGCUCUGCUCCCCGCCAGUAUAAGGCCCGAGUUCGCCAACAAGAUGAUCGAUUGCCUUCGAGAGAACAGCUUCCUGGUGUGCACGAGGGACGUGGCGUGGCCGAUACUGCUGCAAUACUUCCCAUGGCUGCCCAACUUUCCGAACUUCGGUAUCGUCGCGUCGAGCACCUCCACCACCAAUUCCAGCACCACCGCCACGAUCACCGACGAAAAAAGCACGCUGACCGAGGUCAACCCCGCGCCCCCUCUGUCGGAGACGAACGUGAAGACGAGACAGCACGGGGACACGACGGUGACGAUAACCGACACGAGAUUCGUCCCGAUACUGAACGAUCUGCCCGAGACGAUCAUCCUCAACAUAUUGAAAGCCGUCCAACUCUCCGUCCCAAACUUGCCCGCCCCACCCGACUCGAUAAGCACCGAGGACGCCGCGUAUCCCCCUCACCUGACCGAGCAUCAGAUCAGCAUCAUGAGCGUAGCGAGGAAUUUGUUGCCGAUCCAAACGAGGGCCGAGCUCGACCAGAAAAUUCUUCCCUGUCUCGGGGAGAGGAGCUUCUUGGAAUGCACCAGGGACCUGACCUGGCCGACCAUCGCCCAAACGUAUCCCUGGCUCCCCAGUUUCCCCAAUUUCACCACCCUCGGCCAGACCUCGCCCCAGACCCACGGCUCCAUCCGAUUCCAAUUUUUGCUCGAAAAAUCGUCAACGGCGUCCCGCCUCGAGAAACCGGCCGAACGAACCAACGAUUCGAGCGAACGAGAGGGAGGAGUGGAGGAGAGGAUGGAGGAGGUUUUGUUGAACAUUCUCGGGAAAAGCGAGGACGGGUCGAUGGAUCGUUUGAACGCGACCGAUCUUCCAGCGUUGAGCGAGCGGCAAGCGAUGAUCGUGAGACGGAUCGAGGAAGGGAUACCAGAGGCGGAAAGAUCGACGUACGUGACGAGAAUGCUGGAUUGCUCGGCUCGUUACAGUUUCGCCAUCUGCGUGAACAACAUCGGUUGGCCAAUUUUGAAGCGAUACAAUUCCUCCAUUCCCGACCUUUCCACCCUUACCGACCUCUUCUCCCACUUGGUUGUCGAUGCGCCUAGAAUCCCUCAAUCUUUGCCCGACGCUUCUCCAUCCUCCCAGCCUUCAGGAAUUUCGCAGAUCGAGAUCGUGAAGUCCUCUACCGAAGCUUCCUCUUCUCCUUCUUCUUCUUCUUCUUCUUCCUCUUCUCGAUCGUCUUUGAGCGGCGAGGUGGAAGGGCAGGAUCCGGGGAACGGGGGUCAGGAGGAGGAGGACAGCCAGAAGAAAGGAAACCCAGCGAACACGCCGUCAGUAGACAACGGAGGAAUCAUCCCCGAGUACGCAGGCCAGCCGACAGGCAUCCCCAUAGAUAUCUCGAGCGAGAAGGUCCACGCACCGGCCAUCGGUAUCGUUCAGGAGAAACCGGAGGGGAGGGGAGGGCGUAGAGAGCGUAGAAGCACCAUGGAAUUGCGCGAUUCUUAUUACGAUACCGAUUACGAGACGGCCGGCAGAUUUUCGUCGAACCCGAUGUUCCCAAAUAUCACGGAAUCCGAGUAUCUUCGAUUGUUGAUCAGAGUUAAGGAGAAAACGAAAUCAUCCUCGAGAUCGAAACAGUAUCUCGUCGACAAUUUGAAUUCAACGAUCAGAGAUUCUUUGACGGCGGAUCAAUACGAAAUUUUGAAGAUAGUCGAAGAUCUGGACGGGCAAGCAUCGAGCAAAGGGCUCGCGUCGCAAACCAUGAAUUGUAUCCUAAGUCUCAGCUUCAUUAGGUGUUUGGCAAUCUUCGUUUGGCCUCUUAUCGCCAGCAAUUUUCCGACCCUCGGUAUCCUGGGUCGCUCUCUGAACAUAAACGGCUUUCGACGAAACGAUCCGGGACGUUCUUCCCUCGAAACGGAGAAACAGAUGCAAGAAUUUUUCGCCAUGUCGACGGCCGAGUUCGAGAAAGAAUUGUUGAAAAGGAAGGAGUCGAUCGAGAAAUUUUUCCUCGACUUGUACAGAAUGUUGACCGAGGAGAAGUUCGAGACGAGUAUCGGUUACUUCAAGAUCAAAGGUUAUGGAAAGGACGGGGCCCCGUCCUCCAGAGAGGGGAGAGGGGCCAAGCUGAAAGACAACAAGAACCUACCCAGCAUAUUGACCAUCAUAAGCGACAUAAUGGAGGAAGUUUUGGAUCAACGUCCGGAAGGGGAGAGGGCGAAGAAGGAGAAGGAGAAGAAGGAGAGGAGCAUAGAGGGGUCGAGGGAAUCCGAUGUUCAAUCGUUGAAGAAUGGGCAGGGAUACAUGGAUAUCAAGAGAUCGAUGAACGACGACGAGAUAAUUACCAUGUUCCUCGAUAAGAUCAAGUCGAACGACUCCGACGAGGUGGCGGUGGAGGAGGAGGGGGACGAAGGCACCGGGUAUCUCGCCUCGGAGGAUGCGUACAACGCUUUCGAAGUUCUUUUCGGCACGAAAUUACACGACAAGCUCGCGAGGGAAACGAGCUUGCUGCCCCUCGACUCCUCUCGAUCGUCCGAAUCGCCGGGAAGGGAGAGGAACGGCUCGAUCGAACCGAUCAAACGAGUAAAUAUCGUGUCUUUGGAAUCUCGGAAACGAGUCCCCAAUGGAGGAGACGAGUCGAAGCUUUCGCCGAUCAAGGAUCGAGUUGCGUACGAUUUUGAGAAAGAGCUGUCCGAGGGUCAGGAGGAGAGGCGAAGAAAGAAACGAGCUAAAGCUUACUUCAAGUCGUUUUUGGAGAGAUACUCGUCGAGGGAUAGGCGUUUAAGAGACGUGGCAAACGUCGAGGAUAACGCGAUCGACGACGAUGAAAACCAGCGAAGUGAGAACGACGAAGGAUUGACUCUGAUCGUUCGAUUGCCGCGUCUGCGGGACGAGGACGCGUCGAGAAAAGGUACCGCCGCUUCGUUGAGCAAAGCUUUCAAGUCGAAAAUGUCCGAGAUGAUGCCAGGCUUCGGCCUCGUCUUGUCUUUCUUGCUCCAAUUGGCUCUGGCGCAUGCGCGUGCCACCGCCUCGGUGGCCGGAAUGAUCAGCAACAUGGCACUGGGAACGGCCAUGUUCGGGAUGAUGCGAGAUUCUCUUUUCGGAACGAGCAACAAUCCGAAAAUUAAAUACGUUUACGAUAACGACAAGACGGGGCCGGGCAUCUCCUGGCCUGCUCAAUACGAAUACGCCCCUCAUUACUACGGUUAGUGAUAAGAUUGAUCCAACGUUUUAGAAUAGAUUCUUUUUCUUUUUACACGCUUGAUAGAUGGAUAGAAGAAGCGAUACUCGAUAUUCCGGAUAUUUGGUAACGCGAUAUCGCUCCACUUUUUCGGGAUACAUAUACAAUUUAGCCUACGAGCCAGUUUUAAGGAAUAGAAUGGGUUCCACGGUUUAUACGAUUUACACGAUGAUUGUACGCUAUAGUAGAAUAUUAAUAUUAUUAAGGCACGGGAUUUGAUGUACUAAGAGUUAAGAUUAUAACUUCGUUGUUCCAGGAUUCGUCGUUCACUCCAUUAAAGGUUGAAUAACAAUGAACGUUGUAUUGGGCUAGCUUUAAUUUUCUUCCGUACGCGACUGACGUAUAUAUAUACACGUAUAUGUAUAUAUAUAUAUCGUUCGUCGGUGCUCCUUCUCAGUCUUCCUGAAAAACAAAUUUUAUAUAUAUAUAUAUAUUAUACACGUAGACUUAUUAUAUAAUAGCACGGACUGCAGAGACUCGAUCUUAGCUAGGACGAACUAAGUAGUUCCCACGAAUUUGUUAACACGCGGAUAAAAUUUAUUAUUAGAAGCGACAGCUCUUGUUCGUUCGUGGAGGGGUUAUAAUGGUGAAGGGUUUAAUAACAAUAAAUAACUUCGUUGGGCAACUUUCUCUUAUCGAUCUCGGUAUAAUCGGUGCGCUCAAUGAUGAUCAAAGAUAACGCAGGAAUAUAUAAUGUUAUAUCGAAUAAAAAUCUUUAGUUUGUAAAACUGUAA
This is a messenger RNA of Apis cerana (Asiatic honeybee), 6648 nucleotides long. RefSeq lists its product as uncharacterized. NCBI's taxonomy places the organism in Eukaryota, Metazoa, Arthropoda, Insecta, Hymenoptera, Apidae. The record is from RefSeq and is a predicted model, not a curated record.